This is a messenger RNA of Calypte anna (Anna's hummingbird), 3505 nucleotides long. RefSeq names its product glutamyl aminopeptidase (gene ENPEP). Lineage: Eukaryota; Metazoa; Chordata; Aves; Apodiformes; Trochilidae. The record is from RefSeq and is a predicted model, not a curated record. Gene Ontology annotation, cellular component: cytoplasm. The transcript has 21 exons. Gene Ontology annotation, biological process: proteolysis; peptide catabolic process. Gene Ontology annotation, molecular function: peptide binding; metalloaminopeptidase activity; zinc ion binding. The coding region runs from base 81 to 2909 and encodes 942 amino acids.
CUGGCUCCUGCAAUGCUUGGGCUCUGAGUCAGAGGACUGCUCCUUGCCAUCGUGUCAGAAGAACAGACCCAGGAGCAGAGAUGGAGGGGAUGGAUUUUGAGGAUGAGAAGUCCAAGAGGUACUGCAUGAAGACAAAGCAUGUGGCUGUCAUCUGUGGAGUCGUGGUAAUCGUAGGUCUUGCUGUGGGGCUUGGUGUGGGACUGAGCAGACCUAAAUCUCAGCAGCCUUCAGAAGAACCAGAUCAGCCAACAGACCCUCCUCCUGUCGUGGAUUUGGGUCCCUGUCCUCCUAAAAAUGAUGAGAGUGGAGAAUGGAGACAUUUCAGGCUACCUACUUAUGUCAAGCCUGUCCACUACGAUCUGGAAAUGAAGCCUGAAAUGGAGAAAGACUUUUACACUGGGACAGUUAAUAUUUCUAUUGCUUUGGAAAAACCUACCAACCACCUCUGGCUUCACCUGCGAGAGACCAAGAUCACAGCAAUGCCCACACUGCAGAAAUCUUCAGGACAGCAAAUUGCUCUGGUCGACUGCUUUGGGUACCUGCCACAAGAGUACAUAGUGAUGAAGGCAGAAGCAGAGCUCUCUGUCACUGAUGAAAAUGAUCCCUAUAUCCUCACUCUCAAGUUUCAAGGCUGGCUGAACGGUUCCCUGGUUGGGUUUUAUAGGACCACCUACACUGAGAAUGGACUGAUCAAGAGCAUUGCAGCGACCGAUCACGAGCCAACAGAUGCAAGGAAAUCAUUUCCUUGCUUUGAUGAGCCCAACAAAAAGGCAACUUACAGCAUAGCUAUCAUCCAUGAGGACACCUACAAUGUACUUUCAAACAUGCCAGUACAGCAAACUGUAGAGCUGGGUGGUGGCUGGAAUCGGACAACUUUUGAGAAGACAGUUCCCAUGAGCACUUACUUGGUGUGCUUUGCAGUGCACCAGUUUGUGCCAGUAGAGAGAAUGUCUGCUAGUGGAAAACCUCUGAGAGUUUAUGCCCAGCCCCAGCAAAUACACACAGCAACGUAUGCAGCAAAUGUAACAAAAAUUGUGUUUGACUUCUUUGAAGAUUACUUUAAUUUGAACUAUUCUCUUCCAAAACUAGAUAAAAUAGCUAUUCCAGAUUUUGGGACAGGUGCUAUGGAGAACUGGGGGCUGAUCACAUACAGAGAAACAAACCUGCUGUUUGAUCCCAAUGAAUCAGCCACUUCCAACAAACAGAGAGUAGCUGCUGUGGUAGCCCAUGAGCUCGUUCAUCAGUGGUUUGGAAAUAUUGUGACCAUGGACUGGUGGGAUGACUUGUGGCUAAAUGAAGGAUUUGCCAGUUAUUUUGAGUUCCUGGGAGUAAAUGCUGCAGAGCCAGACUGGCAAAUGCUUGAUCAGGUUUUAAUUGAUGAUGUUCUUCCUGUAAUGAAGGAUGACUCCUUGCUCUCUUCCCACCCCAUUGUGGCCAAUGUGUUAUCUCCAGCUGAAAUCACCUCUGUGUUUGAUGGGAUAUCCUACAGUAAGGGUGCAUCGAUCCUCAGAAUGAUUCAAGACUGGAUUACACCAGAUCUAUUCCAAAAAGGGUGCCGGGCAUAUUUGAAGAAACACAAAUUCCAGAAUGCCAAGACACAACAGUUUUGGGAAGCUCUAGAAGAGGCAAGUAAUAAACCUGUGAAGGAAGUCAUGGACACGUGGACUAGGCAGAUGGGCUACCCUGUUUUGGAGAUGGGAAAGAAUUCAGUGCUCACACAGAAACGUUUCCUCUUGGAUCCCAAAGCAGAUGCUUCUCAUCCUCCUUCUGACCUUGGGUAUAGGUGGAAUAUACCAGUGAAAUGGAAACUUGGGAAUUCAACAAAUUAUACUUUCUAUAGCACGUCAGAUUCUGCAGGAAUUGCAAUAGAAUCACCUCUUGAUUCUUUUGCCAGCAUUAAUCCAGACCACAUUGGGUUCUAUCGGGUGAAUUAUGACAGUCAAAACUGGGACAGGUUAACCAGUCUUCUGGAUAGCAACCACAGAAAUUUUACAGUUGCUGACCGUGCAGGGAUUUUGGAUGAUGCCUUUUCUUUAGCAAGAGCUGGACUCAUGAGCUACUCUGUUCUCCUGAACCUCACAAAAUACCUAAGAAAUGAAGCAGACUAUUUGCCUUGGGAAAGAGUUAUAUCAUCUGUGUCUUACCUUGCACACAUGCUUGAAGAUGAUACAAAUCUCUAUCCACGGUUUCAGGAAUAUUUUCGCUACCUGGUGAAACCCAUUGUGGAUAAACUGCAGUGGAAUGAUACUGGGAGCCAUUUGGAGAGGCUUCUUCGUGCAUCUGUCCUAGACUUUGCCUGCAGUAUGGAUGACACAAAAUCUUUGGAAACUGCUUCUCAACUUUUCAAGCAAUGGCUACAAGGAGAUACUGUUCCUGCAAAUCUCCGGCUACUGGUGUAUCGCUAUGGGAUGCAGAACUCAGGCAAUGAGGCAUCCUGGGACUACAUGUUCAACAAAUACCAAACAACUUCAUUAGCACAAGAAAAGGAAAAGCUGCUCUAUGGCCUGGCAUCAGUGAAGAGCAUUCCCCUUUUGGACAGGUACCUGAAAUAUAUUUACAACACCAGCCUCAUCAAAAGCCAAGAUGUGUUCACAGUCCUGAGAUACAUCUCAUCCAACACCUAUGGGAAAACCAUGGCCUGGGACUGGAUAAGACUUAACUGGCAGUACUUGGUUGACAGAUUUACUAUCAAUGACAGAUACCUUGGUCGAAUAGUAACUAUUACUCAGACCUUCAACACUGAGCUCCAGCUUUGGCAGAUGGAAAAUUUCUUUGAGAAAUAUCCUAAUGCUGGGGCAGGAGAAUCACCCAGGAGUCAGUCAGUCGAGCAGGUGAAGAACAAUAUUGAAUGGCUAAAAGUAAACAAGGAGGAAAUACGAAUGUGGCUGGAAGCAUGGAAAGGCUCUUGAAGUCUUUGUUAAAAAUGUCAGGCACUCAUUCUGGGCACUCAGCUUCUCAGAGAUAUCUAGCAAGGUGGAUUUCUCACCUAGGGACCUUGGAGGAGGCCUAAUAUUUUUUCUAUAAAUAUUUUUUCUGAUUUUUAAGAGAUGACUGCCAGAGCAAUGUGUGUGCAGUUGCUGAUCCUAGAUCCUGCCAGCACUUGUGUGCAAGAAUAGCUUUACACUUUGAUAGAUUCAUUUGCCUGAAGAAUACAAAUGUUCAAAGUUACUCAAGGCAGAAGUGAUGGCAAAACUGGAGGCUUCACCCAUCAACUUGGCCUCUUUCCUUCCUCAUACCACUCUGAAAAGCUGCUUCUUGGUUCUCACUGAAGUAGAUUUACUACACUCAGGGAUUCCUUUCUAGGUGGAUUGGAGUUUUCUCCUGAAGGAAAGGGAAUUAAGCAGUAAUGUCAAUGUUUUCUGAAAAUCAUCCCCUAUCUUCAUAACUGUAAAAAUUAUAUAUUUGGGAUUGAGCAUUGCAUUCUGAUACUAUAGAAUGUCCAUUUAAGGUUCCCUCUCCAUUGAGUUUUGAAGUUUAACUACCAGUACACAAGGGAUCAAUAGUA